GCCGCGGGUUGGGGUCGCGAUCGGGAUGAAGGAGGCGGCGGGGCUGCGUCAGCGGCGGCCGCUCCGCCCGCAGGUCAUCACCGAGGACAGCCCGGCGCAGGACGCCAAGGAGGGCAGUACUUACAGCAGCAAGGUAUUCCGUGUUACCUUCCUGACUUUGGCAGUGUCUGUGGCUGUGCCACUGCUUGGAGUGACUCUUCUCCUGGAUUGUCCUAUUGACCCUCAGCCCAUAAGUUUGAAGGAACCUCCCCUCCUGGUUGGUGUUUUAGAGCCCAACACCAAGUUACGAAAAGCUGAACGGCUGUGGGAAAACCAGUUGGUUGGACCAGAGUCCAUUGUCAAUAUUGGGGAUGUUCUGUUUACUGGGACAGCUGAUGGGAAGAUAAUCAAAAUUGAAGAUGGGGAAAUACAAACAAUAGCCAGAAUUGGCCACGGUCCUUGUGGAGGCCCUGAAGAUGAGCCAACGUGUGGAAGACCACUUGGCAUGCGAGUUGGGCCAAACAACACCCUGUUUGUGGCAGAUGCUUAUUAUGGACUCCAUGAAGUUGAUCCUGAUACAGGUGAAACAAAGACGCUUGUGUCAACCAAGACAUCAAUGGAAGGCCAGAAGUUGUCAUUUGUAAAUGAUCUUACAGUGACCAGGGAUGGGAGGAAGAUCUACUUCACUGAUUCCAGCAGUAAAUGGAAAAGACAACACUACUUGUUCCUGGUUAUGGAAGGCACAGAUGAUGGGCGCCUCCUUGAAUAUGACACAGUGACAAAAGAAGUGAAAGUCUUAAUGGUGGGGCUGAGGUUUCCCAAUGGUGUACAGCUGUCUCCUGCAGAAGACUUUGUCCUGGUGCUGGAGACAACCAUGGCUAGAAUCAGAAGAUAUUAUGUGUCUGGGCUGAUGAAAGGUGGAGCAGAUAUGUUUGUUGAGAAUAUGCCUGGUCUUCCAGACAAUAUCAGGUUAAGCAGCUCUGGAGGAUAUUGGGUAGCUAUGGCAGCUGUGCGACCCAACCCUGGAUUUUCUUUGUUGGACUUCUUAUCUGAAAAAACAUGGAUUAAAAAGAUGAUAUUUAAGCAGGUACACAUCUCUUAAGUUGCCUUCCAUCUUGAUCUCAGGAAAGAAAAAGAGACUAUCUCUAACCAUUCAGCAAGACAGGAUCUACAUUUGGAUAUGUGAAGACUUCACCUGAAGUGCCUAAAUUGCUUAUUGCCAGGUGUCUGAAGAGCAUUUGGGAAGUGUGAGCUGUUCCCAAGACUGCCCUAGGCACCCUAGGAGACAGUGUGUAUGUUGUGGAUGGCGUUAGGUGACAUUUUGUUCUGGUUCACUAUGCUUGUUUUUGUGUCACCCUGCUUUGAUGAGCAAGGAUAAUGUGUUUUUCUAAGGCUAAAGAAAAAACAGCAUGGUGCUUUUUAAACAAUGCAAAGACUUGAAAAUACUUUUGUCCUUGAAAAAAUAAAAAUUAGCAAGCAUAGGAUUCCAUUCCAGCUGAGCAAGCUUUUUGCUGUCUAUGUCUCUCCUGGCGCAUUGUGGGAACACUGAGUGAUUCCGUGGGGAGCUUGGCAUCAGCUGCACAGAGCAAGCUGCUGUCUCUUUUGUGGGCAGCCUUUCAGCCUGCCUCUGAAGUAGAGUGAGCUUCUGCUGAUCCUUUUGUUUCUUCUCAAGUUGGCUUUUCAGAUAUU
Messenger RNA from Ficedula albicollis (Collared flycatcher), 1668 nucleotides. RefSeq names its product adipocyte plasma membrane associated protein (gene APMAP). The record is from RefSeq and is a predicted model, not a curated record. Lineage: Eukaryota; Metazoa; Chordata; Aves; Passeriformes; Muscicapidae. The transcript is spliced from 9 exons. Gene Ontology annotation, molecular function: strictosidine synthase activity. Bases 26 to 1081 code for a protein of 351 amino acids. Gene Ontology annotation, biological process: biosynthetic process.